CCGCAGCGUGGCGUCGCUUGGCGGUGGAAAUUUGAAGAUAACGAACUUAGAAAAAGACAUUAUUUACCAAAAAUAAACUGCGUACACCUUGUCCAGCUGAAAGAAGUAAAAAAGAAAUAAAUAAAACAUGAAAGCAGUACCCCGAACGCCGAUGCGCGUCGUCCCGAAGACUCCAAGGGUGCACCCACAAAAUACAGACAAACCGCAACGACGAGAGACCUCCGAAAAGGCCAGGGAUCCAGUGAAUGUCUUCUGCCGUGUGCGACCUUUGCAAUCUGAAGCGGAUCUCACAUGCCUGCGAGUGAAGAACUCUACGACGAUUGCCCUCAAUCCACAGGAUCAGCUACUGCAUCACAAACAGAACAGCGGCCAGCGCGAGAUCCAGUACAUCUUUAAACAUGUUUUUCAACCGGAUGCCUCACAGCAGGAUGUGUAUGGAUCGGUGGCACAGCCUCUGGUGGAGAAUCUCCUUCGAGGACGAAACAGCCUCCUGUUUACAUACGGAGUGACGGGCAGUGGCAAGACCUACACAAUGACGGGAAACCUGCGGCACCGUGGAAUCAUGCCUCGCUGCCUGGACGUCCUGUUCCGGACCAUUUCCGAUUUUCAGGCCAAAAAGUUUGUGUUUAAGCCAGACAAACUAAAUGGUUUCGAGAUUCUCUCUGAGGAAGAUGCUCUCCUGGAGAGGCAGCACGAAAUGAACCAGCGUUUUGCAGGAGCCGGGCGCUUUGCGUUCCGACACAAGGACUCGGAUCCUGAAAUCGCCUCACAGGCAUCCGUAGAGCCCACACCGUUGCUGGGCUUGGACGAGGAUAACAUGUACUCGGUGUUCGUCACCUACAUAGAGAUUUAUAACAAUAGCGUGUACGAUCUGCUGGAAGAUUCGGGCAUACAGAAGACUUUGCAGAGCAAAAUCAUUCGCGAGGAUGCCAAUCGACAUAUGUUCGUACAUGGGGUAACAGAAGUGGAGGUAAAAACUGUGGAGGAGGCCCUUGAGGUCUUCCAAAUGGGUCAGAAGCGCAAGCGCAUGGGCCACACCGUUCUGAACGCCGAAUCCAGUCGAAGUCACUCGGUAUUCAAUAUUCGACUGGUGCAGGCACCCACCGACAGCCAGGGCGAAAACGUGGUCCAGGAUAAGCAGAACAUCACCGUCAGCCAGUUGUCGCUUGUAGAUCUAGCUGGUAGCGAACGCUCUUCGCGAACCAAGAACACUGGGGUGAGGCUUCGAGAGGCGGGCAACAUCAACAACUCGCUAAUGACGCUGCGAACGUGCUUGGAGUAUUUGCGGGAGAACCAACAGGCAGCAGCCAGCGGCAUGGCGCCCAAGAAGAUCCCCUAUCGUGACUCCAAGAUCACGCACAUGUUUAAGAACUACUUUGAUGGCGAGGGUCAGGUGUCCAUGAUUGUGUGCAUCAAUCCAAGAAUCGAGGACUAUGAUGAGAACAUGCAAGUGAUGAAGUUUGCCGAGAUGACUCAGGAGGUUCAAAUAGCUAGGGCCACGCCCAUAAAACCGGAUUUGGGUCUCACACCGGGCAGACGUAAGGCCAAUAAGCUGUUCAAGAUUGCUGUCAACAAUUUGAACGAGCUGGGAAUUCCCGAGGCCAAGGAUCUCGAGGUGGAUGUAGGCCUGGUCUACAGCUUAGGCCCUGACUUUCCCUCCUAUCAGAUGGACAGUCCUGAGGCAGAGUUUAAGAUCAAGGAGUUGAUGCACUAUUUGGAGCAGCGCAUCGAGAAACGCAAAAAGUUGCGCAGCAAUUUGGAUAUAAAGUGUGACAGCUUCAGGCAAAUGCUGAUGAACCUGGACAGGGACAACCUGCAACUGCGAACGGAGCUAGCCUCCUUGAAAGCGGUCUACAAGCAAGAACGCGAACGUAGUGCCGCAUUGGAAAAAAAGGUGCGCAUCCACGAGAGCUCCAUAGACGUGCUGAACAACACGCUGAGCAAGCGCGACAGACAGAUUGAGGAGCUCACCUUCAAGCUAGACGAACAGAAGAACCUUCUCACCCAAAAGGAGCACGAGAAGGAGAAGCAAAAGAAAAAGUUUAGCUCCAAGCUGGCUGUCGAGUCGGACAAGAACAAGCGGGAGCUGGAGCUGAAGCUUCGGGAGCAGCGAGCCAAAUUGCAGGAACGCAUGCGCAUCAAAGACGAGAAACUACGCCUGGUUUCGAACAUUCUGCAGUCAGAGGAUCUGCCCAGUCUGCCUCGCUCUCAGAGCUCAGAGGAUAUUCUCAACGAAAAGGAUCGUGGAACCUUCACAGCUCGCACAGAAUCAUCGGUGCCGGCUACAAGAACAGAUAUCUAUGCCACGCCGCGACAUGGCGUGGCUGCAGCCAACAAUCGUCAUCGACGCUCGCGAUCGGCCGGCGACAAAUGGCUGGAACAUAGGGCCGCCAAUCCUGUCCCUCUUGGUACCAUAAUGCAGCCAUAUCUGAAAAACCGCAAGUCCGUGACCAAGCUAACCGACAUGAAGGAGCUGACCAACCACGGAGCCAACAAGUACUGCCUGGUGUCCCAGGAGGCGGACACAGACGGCGAUGUGGAGACCAAACUGUACAAGGGUAACGUGAUACCCACGUGUGGCGGUGGCGCCCAGGUCGUGUUCAAUGAUGUGGAAUGCCUCAAGCAAAAGUCACCCGUACAUUCGCCCACUCGAAAGCGACCGAGCAAUGGCACCAUAUCCGCUCUGGGCGGCGGCGGUGCAGUGCCCAGCACAGUCACCUCAAACCAGGACAUAGCAUCUCGUUGCAAUCUGGGCAUCGAGGGGCACAGCAGCAAGAAGUCGAAGAUCUAAAGCGCACACCUUGCAACAUUAAUUCUUCAAGUUAAAUACCCCACAUAGUUAUUUAGUUAUCUUAGUUUAAAUUUAAGUUUAUUACUCACCCGUUAUGGUGUCGGUGUUGAAUCGCAAUGAAGUGAUUUUUUUUAUUAAAGCAUAUCCAUAUAUACCUGUAUAAAAAUAA
Molecule: messenger RNA, 2960 nt
Organism: Drosophila bipectinata
Lineage: Eukaryota; Metazoa; Arthropoda; Insecta; Diptera; Drosophilidae
Gene: pav
Product: kinesin family member pavarotti
Biological process (GO): microtubule-based movement; mitotic spindle midzone assembly
Cellular component (GO): kinesin complex; microtubule; nucleus
Molecular function (GO): ATP binding; ATP hydrolysis activity; microtubule binding
Source: RefSeq, a predicted model, not a curated record